Molecule: messenger RNA, 2331 nt
Organism: Electrophorus electricus (electric eel)
Lineage: Eukaryota; Metazoa; Chordata; Actinopteri; Gymnotiformes; Gymnotidae
Gene: atp6v1e1a
Product: ATPase H+ transporting V1 subunit E1a
Biological process (GO): proton transmembrane transport
Cellular component (GO): proton-transporting two-sector ATPase complex, catalytic domain
Molecular function (GO): proton-transporting ATPase activity, rotational mechanism
Source: RefSeq, a predicted model, not a curated record
UCCCUGUCAGUUGAGGCAGUUAGCUGGCCAGCUAGCGAAGUUUCAACAAACAACCUAUACAUCAGCUGGAGUUAUAUAUCUUAGCUAACUUAAUCGGUUUUACUUAUUAUAUUUUUCGCCAUUUGACUUUACCUCAGCAAGUAACGUGCGUUCUUUAAGACAGCCAUGGCGCUUAGUGAUUUGGACGUUCAAAAACAGAUUAAACAUAUGAUGGCCUUUAUUGAGCAGGAGGCCAACGAGAAGGCAGAAGAAAUUGAUGCAAAGGCAGAGGAAGAGUUUAAUAUUGAGAAAGGACGUCUUGUGCAAAAUCAGAGGCUGAAGAUAAUGGAGUACUAUGAAAAGAAAGAGAAACAGAUUGAGCAACAAAAAAAAAUUCAGAUGUCCAAUCUGAUGAACCAGGCCAGACUGAAGGUCCUUAAGGCACGGGAUGACCUGCUUGGGGAUCUUCUGAAUGAAGCACGUAAGAAGUUGGCUAACCUUGCUCAAGAUCCAGCAGAGUAUCAAACUCUGCUGGAGGGUUUAGUUUUACAGGGCUUCUAUCAGCUUCUGGAACCCAUGGUGAUAAUUCGCUGCCGGAAGGAAGAUCUGAGCCAGGUGCAGGAUGCUGUCAAGAAAAUGAUUCCCAUCUACAAAGAAACUGUAAAGAGUGAGAUUGAAGUCCAUAUUGAUGAUGGCAGUUUCCUCCCCUCUGAAAUCUCUGGAGGCGUGGAAGUUUACAACUGUAAUGGCAAGAUUAAGGUGUCCAACACCCUAGAGAGCAGACUGGACCUGCUGUCCCACCAGAUGAUGCCUGAAAUCCGAGCAGCUCUAUUUGGCACCAAUCAGAACCGCAAGUUCAUGGAUUAACUGCCGAUACUGUUUCCAAAGGAGUAUGGAGGGUAUAGAAGAAUUGACUGUUAGAUUUAAACUAAAUGUGACUCUCAUGGACUUUCAUGCAACGUGUGCAAGGGCUCGUUAUCUUUUUCUCUCUGUGGAUUUCUGUCCCAUUCAGUUGUGAACGCUCAUUGUUCCACUUCUCCAUCAGCUGAUCAUUUACAUGUUCUUCAGCCAAUGUCUGACCAACUGGAAGAGGGUAUAAUGUACUUGUAUUUGUUCACACUGGUAUUCUCAGUUGUGAAAUAGUUUCUUAUAGGAUGUGUACUUUGCGGUACACCCCUGUUGAACAAAGUCUCUAAAAGUGCUGUGAAAUGCACUUGUAUAAUUUGCACUAUAAACAAGCAGAUGACUAUACCUCUCCUUUCUGACAGGCCUUUCUAGCCUCAUAAGGUUCUUAAUGCGUUCUAUGUUGUUGGCUGAGCUUGCUAACAAGUGCAGUGACUGCUUUCUGAAGGAUGUCAGAAUGUUUACCUACCUUAAAUGUGUGGUCAUCUGUAUGUGUAGCGCUCUGUAUAAUCUGUGUAACUGACUUGACUGAUGAUUUUUGCUUGUUUUUGUGGGUGUGAUUUUUAAAACUGAGGAAUAAAUCAAUUAAAUAUAUUUUAUUUCUAUUUGGAAACCUUUAAGUAAAGAUGAAUGUCAGGCUAAAAUAAUUUCUGUUACAACAUAAACAACCACUAAAAAAUGUGGACUUUAUUAAGAAACGUUGUCCUUGAGAACGGAGUAAAUGGGUGGGGGGGUCAUAGUGAAAAAUGUUGCCCUUUGUGGACAGAAUUCUGUGCUUCAGUUCUCAACAAUGUUCAGUUCUCACGAAGCAUGUCAUUGUCAUCACCUUGUAUGUUUUCUGUUUUGUUUUUUUAUGUAUAAUGAGCUCAAACUUGAUCUAGAAUUCCCUGAAUUUUCAAUGGAAGAUGUAUCUGCUAGUCAUGAACACCCAGCCUUACAUUAGCCACAAGGGGGCACCUUUUCCCCAUCUUAAUAUCUUUGUAGGCAGAAUUUGAUUGAUUGUGUGUUCACAUUAGUACAUCUGUCUUCCUUUGUUGAGACUGUCCACCAUGAAAUACAUAUAUGCAUAGCUAUUUACAGGAUUAACUGUGGUAAUAUAAUGUUAAAAAAAAGAUUAUAUUGCAAUAAUACCAUAUUAGGGUGUCUCAAUAUUUUACGAAAGUUCAUUUUGAGAUGUAUAAAUUUAGUUUGACCACAUGGAAAUCAAAAUUCUCAGUGUGUCAGGUACGUUCUCAGAAGCAUUUUAAGUGUCAUCUUGCAAAAGGUUUCUUUGAAAAACACCCAGAAAUUGUGGUUGUGAUAGAACAGUUUUUGGUGUUAUAAGGUGUAGAGCUUUCAAAUUAUGUUGUUUCAAUAAUUGUGCUUUCAAAGCCCUUGCUAUUAACAUGGAAAUAAGGCUUCUGUAUAAAACAAAUGGAGAAAACAUCAAAUAAGAUGUCUCUAAUAUUA